ACUAGUGCCUGCAAUUUUCUCAGAAAAUGCCACACCUAUCAUUCUCUUCAAUCAAGGAACCCAACUGUUCAUCUUUCAUGGAGAUCCAACACCAGCAACCUACUCUAUCUUUAUCACUUUCAAACUCAAACUCAAACUCAAACUCAAACCCAUUUUCUUCUCUGACUCUGAAACUAAUGAAAAAGCAAAAUGCUGUCUUUAUCUGAAGUCUAAACCAUUUUGUGAGUUUUUCUCUUUCACUUCUUUCUUUGUUAAAACCUUCUUGUUUUUUUCUUUUUCUUUCUCUUCCAACUUAAUCUUAUCUUUGACAGCUCAACAAAUACAGAUCAGAAGUUCAUAUGGCUAUCCUGUUAUGAAACAAAAUUCUAUAUCGUCUUUUACAAUUUAUCAACAAUAUUGCUGCUGUGAGGCCCCUGUUUCUUUCUAAAGUUUAUGACUUUCUUUCUGAGGAACUUAGUUUUCAAGUUGUAUGGCAUCAAAGUGAGAGCUUUAGCUUGAUUUAUUUGCUGUCUUUGAAGAAUGAUGCUGGUGGCUGUUGUGACACUGUAAUUUGGGGCAGUUUGAGUUGCAGGAAGUCGCUUUGUUGCCAUCAUGCUCAAACAAAUUCUAAGCAAACUUCAACGGAAGUUGCAAAAAUCUGACUCAUUAGAUUCUGCUGGAAUUGAUUCUGGUAACCAUACUUCUAACUCAGGCAACGGAGUUCAAUGUACAAAUAUUGGGAAUAGUAUAUCAAGUCGACUAAGUGUUGUUAAAAAGGUGUCCUCAGCUGUUUUUCCUGCUAGCAUCAUGGCUGGAGUGGAGGCUGUAGAGCCGAAUCUAUCUUUCAAGGAUGUUUCAAAUCCACAGAAGCAGAACCUGUUUAUCACUAAAUUGAACCUGUGCUGUGAGGUUUCUGAUUUCAGUGAUCCAGACAAAACUACUGCUGAGCAAGAUCUCAAACGUCAAACAUUGAUAGAGGUUGUGGAUUUUGUUUCUUCGGGGUCUGCGAAAUUCAACGAACCAGCAAUUGCUGCAAUGAGUAAAAUGUGUGCCAUUAACCUGUUCAGAGUUUUUCCACCUAAAUAUCGCUCUAAUAGCACUAGUGAAGCAGAAGAUGAAGAACCAAUGUUUGAUCCCGGCUGGCCCAAUUUGCAACUUGUAUAUGAUCUACUUCUUCAGUUUAUCAGCUAUAGUUCUCUUGAGUCAAAGGUGGCUAAAAAGUAUGUAGAUCAUUCUUUUAUUUUGAGAUUACUUGACCUCUUUGAGUCUGAGGAUCCCCGGGAAAGAGACUGUUUGAAAACAAUUCUGCAUGGGAUUUAUGGGAAAUUCAUGGUGCACAGGCCCUUUGUGAGAAAAGCUGUUAGCAAUAUCAUCUAUCGUUUCGUUUUUGAAACCGAAAGGCAUAAUGGUAUUGCUGAGCUCUUGGAGAUUUUUGGAAGUAUUAUUAGUGGGUUUGCUAUACCAUUGAAGGAGGAGCACAAAAUGUUUUUGUGGAAAGCCCUUAUUCCUCUACACAAACCAAAAUCAGUGGGUCUCUAUCAUCAGCAAUUAACAUACUGUGUUGUACAGUUUAUAGAAAAGGAUCCAAAGUUAGCUAAUAGCGUGAUUAAGGGGCUGUUAAAGUACUGGCCAGUUACAAAUAGCCAGAAGGAGUUGAUGUAUAUAAGUGAGUUAGAAGAGAUUUUGGAGAUGACUAGCAUGGCUGAGUUCCAAAAGAUAAUGGUUCCAGUGUUUCGGCGUAUUGCAUGCUGCUUAAACAGCUUCCAUUACCAGGUGGCUGAACGAGCCCACUUGCUAUGGAACAAUGAGCAUAUCCUUAAUCUUAUUACGCAUAAUCGCCAGGUGAUAUUUCCUCUUGUCUUUCCUGCCCUUGAGCGGAAUUCCCAGGGUCAUUGGAACCAAGCUGUGCUUCACCUGACACAAAACAUAAGAAAGAUGUUGUGUCAGAUGGAUGAAGAGCUUGUGCUUGCCUGCCAGCGUAAGUUGGAGGAGGAAAACUCCCAAUUGAGUGAGGCAGCUGAGAAGAGGAAACUAACAUGGGAACACCUGGAAACUGCUGCCCGUUUCCAACCUGCAGCUGAUAACAUCAUACCUCCUUUAAAACCAGCCACAUGCGCUGUUGCCUGUUAAUUACUCGAGUAACCCUGUUGGGAAAAAGAAAAAAAAAAUGCAUAUAUGUAAAUCAGCUGCUCUGAUUGCAGUGUUGGACCUUCCGGAAUUAGGCCUAGUUUGUGAUGCUAAAAUUGCUGUACUGAAAUGAUUAGUGAUGCUACUGCCUCAAAAAAUUUAUAGGCACUGAGUUGUUGUGUUGCAAGUAUAUUUAUCUAUCAUGGGCUUCUUUUAUCUGUCCGUAUUA
Durio zibethinus is the source of this 2335-nucleotide messenger RNA. RefSeq names its product serine/threonine protein phosphatase 2A 57 kDa regulatory subunit B' kappa isoform-like. Gene Ontology annotation, molecular function: protein phosphatase regulator activity. Lineage: Eukaryota; Viridiplantae; Streptophyta; Magnoliopsida; Malvales; Malvaceae. Gene Ontology annotation, cellular component: protein phosphatase type 2A complex. The record is from RefSeq and is a predicted model, not a curated record. Gene Ontology annotation, biological process: signal transduction.